This is a messenger RNA of Cladocopium goreaui, 1552 nucleotides long. NCBI's taxonomy places the organism in Eukaryota, Dinophyceae, Suessiales, Symbiodiniaceae. The record is from the annotation of a GenBank genome assembly.
AUGUGCUGCGGGAAUCGUUGUUUGAUUGCCCUGUUCGUUUUGGCCCUGAACGCCGUGGAAGCGGCGCGUCCCGGCCUGCCUUCGGCCCUGACGACGCAGCCUGCAAACCCAAAGUGCCGGGAUAUCAAGGACACCCCACAUCCUGAGACGUGGCGUUCUUUCCGCCUGGCAGAUGCCGACAUGACGAGCUGCAAAUGUCUCCGGGGCCUGGAGAAAGCCCAGGAGUGCUCGGUGGUGGUGGAGGCGGCGGCCGUGCGAUUCUGCGCACUGGUCGUGGAAAAGACAUGGGACACCUUUGGAGACAAGCAGAGCUACGUCCAGAAUCGUUUGAAGAUGACCCCGGAGCUCUGCCAGGAGAUCCUGACGGGCACCUUGGACGAUGUCGGCACCCCACAAAGCCAAAGCCUCUUCCAUGAAGCCAAUGCGCUCUCGAAUCGAAGCACAAAGGGACCAAUGGAAUGGGAUGAGUGCAAAGAGAUCGUGGACGAGACCCUGAAGAACAUCAGGAAGAUGACCGGUGAUGUCGAUGAUGCCAUGCCUUCUGAGGAGACCUGCGCCGACAGAGUCGUGCGCAGAGUAGAGGCGGAGAUGUUGGGUUGUUGCGGCCGUUCAUGUGCAUGGAUGGAAUGGCCACAGCUGCAGCUCCUGGCCAUUCCUGGCCAAGGACGAAAAUGCACGGCGUUCAAUGUGCUCCAAAACAGCAACAGGAAACACAUGUGCAACUCUGUCCUCAGCCCCAGGCAGGUCGAAUUGGUCUCCCAGAAAGACACCAAAGCCAAGACAGGCGAUGUCGGUGGUGCGUACAUGGGGCAGGACCCUCGGCUUCUUUGGGCAAAACCAGGCCUUGCCAAGUUCCACCAGCAGCUGAACAAACUGAAGCAAAAGCCCAAAGAGAAUGAGCCAGUGAGCUCGGACUUCCUGGAAAGGAACCCAGAUGUCCACAAGAAAGGGCUUCGGGAGGGCUGGUUCCGGGAACCAGCCCUCCUGAAGCCCUUUCUUGUGGACAUCUUAGAGGAUCCUCAGGAAAUGUCGACUUCUUUGGCCGAGAUCGGGGCCAGCACCUGCGACGAUUUGCAGAAGAGGGUGCAGAAGAUGCAGCAUUGCCCCUCUACGAUGCAGGACCAGGUUCGGAAGACCUGCCUUCGGCAAGAAGGAUGGCAGGCCUCAGCCAAACCUGACAAGGAUGACCCGUUUGACGAGCCCACCUGUCAGGAGAAGAUGACCGAUCCCAACUUCAAUACACCCACAAAUGUUGCCACACCCGAUGAGUGUUUGGCGAUCAAAGUUGGUGAGCCCAAGCACAUGUUCUUUGUGUGCGAUACAGCCGAUCCAGAUGGCAUUGUCCUGGAGAAGCCCAUCCUAUGCUUUCCAGAGAAGCCCAUCAAAUGCGACUUCGAAGAGGGGCGGAAAGUGAGUGAGAGUGAAUUCAAUCGCGACAAAGGCUUCGCAGACUACAUCUAUUGGUUCGAGAUUCCAAAGACUUCCAAAGCCUGAGAAGAAGAAGCCUGAGGGAGGCUAUUGAAAUCUAUUGACCCAGGCCGCGCCGUUUGGA